Molecule: messenger RNA, 333 nt
Organism: Symbiodinium necroappetens
Lineage: Eukaryota; Dinophyceae; Suessiales; Symbiodiniaceae
Source: the annotation of a GenBank genome assembly
AUGAGCGACCAGAUGCUUCUGGAGGGCGAGCUGCUGCUGCUUGGGGGCGCCGGGCUUCUCCGCGUCUGGGGCUGCAUGGCACAAGACCUGGCAACAAGUACCCGCUGCUGCGCUUGCUGCAAAUAUGCCCGGGAAGUGGCCGAGUGGUGGUCGAAUCUGCUCUUGGUCAUCGCAGGUGUGAUUCUGCUGCUGGUCGCCAUCUCCACGCUGCUGGGUGCACAGGACGUAGGCUUCAACCUUUUGCUUGAGCUCGCUGCGUUGACCAUCGUCCUCGUCAUCGUGAUGAGUGGCUUGGGAUGGCAGGGUGGCGAGCACGAGCAACAGAGGCCGUGA